Molecule: messenger RNA, 1695 nt
Organism: Micropterus salmoides (largemouth bass)
Lineage: Eukaryota; Metazoa; Chordata; Actinopteri; Centrarchiformes; Centrarchidae
Gene: timm23a
Product: translocase of inner mitochondrial membrane 23 homolog a (yeast)
Exons: 7
Coding region: 303-938 (211 amino acids)
Biological process (GO): protein import into mitochondrial matrix
Cellular component (GO): TIM23 mitochondrial import inner membrane translocase complex; mitochondrial inner membrane
Molecular function (GO): transmembrane protein transporter activity
Source: RefSeq, a predicted model, not a curated record
UGGGGUCACUUUACGGCAGAGCGUGCUGGUGUAGGUCAGGGGCAAGAGACUCGAGAUCAGUCAUCUACAACGAAAAGUCAGUUUUCACUCGGACAACUCACGUCGGAUUCAGCACACGCAUUAACGGGGCCACGUAUAUUGGUGGCGGUGAAGCCAGCAGCUCGUCGUCGAUCAGUUUGUCUUGGAUUUUGACUACUGCGAUUUAGCUUAGCGCUUGCUAACGUUAGCCAGAUCGGCUCGGCUAGCAGCUCCCCACCUGGCUCCAGUUUUCACCAGGUGACCCCCUCGGAUCUUUCACAAAGAUGGACAAUAACUCACAAGGAUUGGGAGGAACCAAAGGAGGUCUCGGGGGUCUCUUUGGAGGCGGUGCACCUGAAUACUCCAACACAGAGCUCGCCGGGGUUCCCUUGACCGGAAUGAGUCCUCUGUCCCCUUACCUCAACGUCGACCCUCGUUACCUGAUUCAGGACACAGAUGAGUUCAUCCUACCCACAGGCGCAAAUAAAACAAGAGGACGCUUUGAACUGGCUUUCUUUACUAUUGGAGGAUCCUGCAUGACUGGGGCAGCAUUUGGUGCUGUUAAUGGUCUCAGGAUGGGCCUGAAGGAGACUAGUGACAUGGCAUGGUCCAAACCUCGUAAUGUACAGAUUAUCAACAUGGUGACGAGACAGGGUGCAUCAUGGGCCAACACUCUGGGCUCUGUUGCCUUGUUAUAUAGUGCUUUCGGCGUGGCGAUAGAGAAGGCCAGGGGAGCAGAAGAUGACAUCAACACAGUGGCUGCUGGCACGCUAACUGGGAUGCUUUUUAAAUCAGGCGGUGGCCUAAAAGGUGUAGCCCGAGGAGGUCUGGCUGGUUUAGCCUUGUCUGGUGCUUACGCUCUCUACAACAACUGGGACCACAUCACCGGCACCUCGUCAUCAUCCUCCAGGCUGUACUGACCUCUACCAUACACAUCUGCUCCCACAUUAGGGCCAAAUAUCUCUCCAGGACACAGCCUUUAACCACAGCGCUAAGAGGAAUUAGACUCUGGUCAAAUGCAGUGUGCCUUUCAUGGGAGUAUGAGUUGGUCCCAGUUCACUGGUUCCUAAACAUAGCCACUGUCCUUUCCAGGAGUAUUCUGGGAAUUAAAAGAUGCGUUUCAAAAUGAAGAUGUGAAAAUGCGGACUAAACUCCACUGGAAAUCCAGAUGUUGACUGUCCUAUCACACCCCCUCUUCAUUUGUCUUUAUCCUCCUAUCCUAUUUGUCACUGAUCUGAUGGUCAGUGACAUGAGGAUGCCAUAUAGAGGUGUGUCAGUUGUUAUUUCAUUGUUUAUGGGAGACUUAUUUGUCUUCUUUGAUGCUAGUUUUGAAAUCAAUGAACCCAUGAAAUUUGGUUUAAAUUGGCCAAUUUGUAAGGUGAAAUCUGGUGUGUGUGAGUGGGGCGCACCAGAUGAAUGGCAGUGGAUUCAUGUUCUGACUUUGGACUAAAAGACUCUUCUGUCGUAGAAGAGCAAAGAGAUUUUCAACUACGAUCUGCAAAAACAGAACUACAGUCAGCUCCACUCUUUUAUUUAUUGAAGCGUGUCUGCAGUGCUUUCUGUUUUACUGUGCAAAAAGAAAUAACUAAAACUGAACUGGAAGUGCUUUUUAUGUGGCUCCAUAAACCCGCUGUAUAAAAAAAUCUAUACUAAUAAAAUGGGAAAUGUUGACAAAGA